Molecule: messenger RNA, 924 nt
Organism: Scheffersomyces coipomensis
Lineage: Eukaryota; Fungi; Ascomycota; Pichiomycetes; Serinales; Debaryomycetaceae
Product: E2 SUMO-conjugating protein
Exons: 1
Coding region: 130-612 (160 amino acids)
Biological process (GO): protein sumoylation
Cellular component (GO): nucleus
Molecular function (GO): SUMO conjugating enzyme activity
Source: RefSeq, a predicted model, not a curated record
UGAUUGUAUAUCAAAAGAGCGGUAACCCAAAGAUGUCUUACGAACUCUAAGUUUUGAAGAGCAUAUUGAAAUCAAUAAUCAGGUUUUGCUUGCUUUUUAUUAGUCAAAGACAGAGUUGUGGAGUAUAAGAUGUCACUUUGUAAUACUAGGUUACAAGAAGAAAGAAAACAGUGGAGGAAAGAUCAUCCUUUUGGAUUUUAUGCUAAACCUGUCAAGGACCUGGAUGGCUCCCUUAAUUUAAAAAUAUGGAAUGCAGGUAUACCAGGAAAGGCUACAACAUUGUGGCAAGAUGCCGUUUAUCCUAUUAAUAUUACAUUCCCAGAUGAAUAUCCUUCAAAGCCUCCAAAGGUCAAAUUCCCUGCUGGGUUCUAUCAUCCAAAUGUUUAUCCAAGUGGUACUAUUUGUCUUUCUAUUUUAAAUGAAGAACAAGAUUGGAGACCUGCUAUAACUUUAAAACAAAUAGUAUUGGGAGUUCAAGAAUUAUUAGAUUCUCCAAAUCCAGAUUCUCCAGCACAAGAACCAGCUUGGAAAGCUUUCAGUAAAGAUAGAUCCUUAUAUGAAAAGAAGGUUAGAGAACAAGCUAAAAAGUAUGCUAAUGCGGAUAGCAGUUAGUCUAUCAAAUCAAUGUCAUUUCUCACUUGUUCCUUUCUAAACUCUUUGCAUUAUUUAAUGAAUCUAGAAGAAAAUGGGUGGUGUUUCUUUAUAGAGAUAUAUGAUAUGAUACAACGCUACUCGAUUUUCUUUUGCUUUUGCUUUUACCUUUACUAUACUUCUAACCCAUAUUUGAUAGCUUAUUUAGACUGUAUAAUUCUGUAUAAUAAUAUAAUAGGCUAUUUAUCGUUAACAAUAAUAAUGAAUUACAUUUCAUUAAGUAUGGUAUAAUAAAUAUAGUAUGUGUAUUUUUCUAUGCUAAAAAAAAGACUU